UAAUAGCAUCAAACUGGGUAAUAAGUAUCAAUCAAGUUUUAUGUUUUUAAUUUGUUAAAAUAAACACGAAAUUUUACGCAUAUUAAGAUUAAUUAAAAGUCCAACGGAACAUGGCAGACCUUAAAGUUUGUCGAAUCUGUCUUCGAAUUGGGGGUAAAGUGUACGAAAGCGAACAAUUUCAAUUAAAUAUAUACUACGAAAAUGUUACUGCACUAAAAAUUAUCAAGAUGGAUCAUAUACCACAAUUUUUCUGCUACGAAUGUUCAAUGCUACUUCACAAGUUUCACAAAUUCAAAGAGAAGUGCCAUUACAGCCAGAGAAAGCUAAAGUCUUUACUUGUAAAACAACCGAUAACAUAUCAAGCUAUAAAUAGUAUAAAAACAAACAACAAAGAAAUCUACACAAAUAUGUCUAUAGCAACAGUUAAUAAAAGAGUUAAAACUUACCUUUUUAAUGAAAUGCCAGGUGAGAUAAUUAAGAAAAAUAAAUUUAAAGACAAAAAAAGUGACGAAAAAAAUUAUAACAGCGAUAGUAAUGAAUUAGAUGAUGAUUUGAAUGAUGUUAAUAUAAAGAAUGAAGAUUCUCCACGUUCCGAUGUCCCAUCACCUCUAGAGUCCUCAAGUGACUCUGAUUUCUUUCCAAAACCAGAUGUUACUGAAGUUUUCAUUAAAGAUGAUGGAUUAAAGACUGAUAUAUUUAAAAUUGAAUGUCCUGAAAUAGAGAAAAAUACUGAAGAAACUGAUAUUAAAAAAGAUACGGAAACAACAGAAGAAACAAAAGAUAGAUGUCUUAGAAAAAGAAAGAAAGAAGUAAUUACACAGAAGAAUUAUAAGUUCACAACAAGACGGAGAAGAUAUCUAGAUUCAAAUAAAUGGAGGAAGAUAAGUCUAAACGAAGAAGAGGCAAUCAGAGACUUUGAGAAGAGAGCUAUUGAUCCAAAGUACGUACAGGCAACAUAUCAUUGUAAAGAUUGCUACAAGUUUUUCUCCAAAGAAGAUAUCAUGUUGCGUCAUUUCAAAUUAAGACAUAAUCCGUCCAUAGGUCCAUUUGAGUGCCGUUUCUGCCAUUCCCGAUUCAGAUUGGAGUGUCAUUUGCGCAAACACAUACGUACACAUUAUACUAAGUACGAAUGUUUAGUCUGCAACCUCGUUGUUGCAAUAGAAACAACAGCGCUAAUGCACGAAGAAACACAUGCUGGGAUAACACGAGCUUGCAAAUAUUGUGGGGAACAAUUCAGGCAUAUGUCGACAUAUUAUACGCAUUUGCGUACACAUCGCAGCCGGCAUGUUUGCGCGCUGUGUGGAGCUUCCUUUGUCAGUGCUGCUGGUCUACAUCAGCAUAAGCGUGUUACACAUGUCGGUAGAGAGGAACGUCCCGACAGUGCUGAAAGUGACAACACAUUCUGUGAGAGAUGUCAGAUUAACUUUGAAUCAUCCGGCGCGUUCGCAGAACAUCUGCAAUCAUCAGCACUGCACGCGGAUGUCGAGAAAGAGGACGACGAAGAAGUGCCGGCUCCGAAGCGACGCUCGAAACGGCUAAGAUUCACUUUCACUAGACGAAGAAAACCUAUGGACUGCUAUCAAUGUGGGAAACAUUUUUCAACACAAAUGGAGUGUAUGAAUCAUCAUCAGAAGGAACAUCCAGGCACCUCAUUCUGUCCACCCAGUGAGAGACAUAUCUGUGAAAUAUGUGGAGCUUCUCUAGCUCCGGGCAGUAUAGCGAUGCAUCAGAAUUUGCAUACGAGAGAGAAAAUUUACAACUGCGAGACAUGUGGCCGACAGUUUUACUCCACUGCUGGGUUAAAGCGACAUCGCGUGACUCAUACUGGAGAGAAACCUUACGAAUGUCCGCUUUGUGAGAAACGUUUUACACAGAACAACAGUAUGAAGUUACAUUAUAGGACCAUACAUCUGAAGCAACCAUACCCAAAACGGAUUAGAACGAAGAAAAAAGAUGGCGGACUAAAAUCUGUAGCAAUGGAGAGUGAAGACGAAAUGUUCUAGACUGAACUACAUUCACUAAAAGACCGAAUGAUUGAAUAUUAUCUUACUAGUAUUAUAAAUACGAAAUUUUAGAUGGAUGUUUGUUAGAAGAUAUCUCCGGAAUGGACA
Molecule: messenger RNA, 2111 nt
Organism: Papilio xuthus (Asian swallowtail)
Lineage: Eukaryota; Metazoa; Arthropoda; Insecta; Lepidoptera; Papilionidae
Product: zinc finger protein 37-like
Exons: 12
Coding region: 111-2003 (630 amino acids)
Cellular component (GO): nucleus
Molecular function (GO): zinc ion binding
Source: RefSeq, a predicted model, not a curated record